AUGUCGGGGAAGUCCGUUGCCGAAGCAACCUCCUCAAUGCCUAACUUGCCUAACUACUCCUACGUGGAUUACUACACUCCCUCGCCCGCUGUUGUCUACAUACGCUGCGAGGAUGAGGCAAACAAAUUGGUUCAGACACUUGAAAGUCCCCUUGGAUUUGACCUCGAGUGGCGUGUACUAUGGAAUUCUGGUGCGCAGGAACGACGAACAGCACUAGUGCAACUGUGCGACAAAUCAACUAUCUUGCUAAUCCAGGAGGUGAUUGAGUCGCCAAGUAUCGUAAAGACAGGGGCGAACAUCUACAAUGAUGGCGAGAAAUUGUUUCGUGACUUUGGAAUCACAACCCGAGGACUCGUCGAGCUUGGUGCACUUGCGCAUGUCGCAGACGAUACUUUCUCUAGCAUAUACAAGCGACGAGUAGUCAGCCUCGCCAAGAUGACUGCUAUGUACCUCGAGUGCAAUUUAGCGAAGAGCAAAGAGCGCACCAGUAAUUGGGAGGCAGAUCUGAAUGAUAAGAUGGUGCAUUUCGAUCCACCCAGCCUAAGGGCAGGUAGUGCCAAGGUAAUAGCAUCACCUACGCUGCCGGAAUCCAAUUCGCCGAAUAUUCCGUCAUUAGCACCAGCGCCCCCUGGCCCACAAUAUAUGCGGGCUUACAACCUAUGGCACCACCGGAAUACGCCCCUUGACAAGAUGUGCGACAUACUGAAGACAGGUAGGCGAGUGGAGCCUCUGAAAGAGAGUACAGUGAUAUCAUAUGUGGUGGGUGCCAUCCAGGCAGAUACGUCGCUGCCGUUCGAUAUGAGUAAGCUGCUGGAGCUGGUGAAGAUGGAAGCAGGAAGUUGGUCACGACAUCGAGCAUGGUUGAUGGACGCAGAGAGGAGCGGUCGUGGAUGUUGCCGACGGCGGCCUGUGCCCAGGGCUCUCGUAAGAUUCUGGAUGCUCAAGGGUUGGAAGCAGCGGUGGUAG
Molecule: messenger RNA, 966 nt
Organism: Suillus subaureus
Lineage: Eukaryota; Fungi; Basidiomycota; Agaricomycetes; Boletales; Suillaceae
Exons: 7
Coding region: 1-966 (321 amino acids)
Biological process (GO): nucleobase-containing compound metabolic process
Molecular function (GO): 3'-5' exonuclease activity; nucleic acid binding
Source: RefSeq, a predicted model, not a curated record